AAAAUGUUAUUACUGAGACAAAUAUCGAAAAAAUUACUGAGUAAUUUGGGUGGAGACGUUCGGAGACGCAGUCGACAGCUGCACAUUAAUGUGAAACCACUCGGUCAAUCCAAAUGCAAAGGAGAAGACGACACCAAAUAUCCUAUGAUCGAUCACUGCUACGACUGCGUGAUCAUCGGAGCUGGUGGAGCUGGACUCCGGGCAGCUUUCGGUCUUGGAAGUAAAGGCUAUCGAGUUGCAGUUGUAACGAAGCUUUUUCCAACGCGAUCGCACACGGUGGCAGCUCAAGGAGGAAUAAAUGCUGCCAUCAGCAACGCUGAGCCAGACAAUUGGCUCUUUCACAUGUACGACACUGUCAAGGGUUCAGACUGGCUUGGAGAUCAAGAUGCUAUUCACUACCUGACUCGGGAAGCACCGAAGGCAGUUUUCGAAUUGGAAAAUUAUGGAUGUCCAUUCAGCCGCACUGACGAUGGGAAAAUUUACCAGAGAGCGUUUGGAGGGCAGUCACUGGACUUUGGAAAAGGUGGACAGGCUCACAGAACUUGUGCUGUAUCUGACAGAACGGGACAUGCACUUCUGCACACACUUUAUGGACAGAGUCUGAAAUAUGAUGUCCAUUACUUCGUAGAAUACUUUGCCCUGGAUCUACUGAUGCAGGGGAGCCAGUGCAGGGGUGUGAUAGCCUGGGAACUCGAGACUGGAGUGAUGCAUCGCUUCAGGGCCCACCACACGGUCCUGGCAACUGGUGGCGCUGGCAGGUGCUUCUUCUCUUGCACAGGAGCCCACGCCUGCACUGGUGACGGUGCCGCCCUGACUUCCAGAGCAGGAUUACCCCUUCAGGACAUGGAGUUCAUUCAAUUCCAUCCGACUGGAAUCUACGGCAGUGGAGUUUUGAUAACAGAGGGAAGUCGUGGUGAGGGCGGAAGACUGAUAAACUCCGAGGGUGAAUUUUUUAUGGAGCGAUACGCUCCCAAUGCCAAAGAUCUCGCCUCCAGGGACGUCGUCUCACGAGCGAUAACCGUUGAAAUUCUGGAGGGAAGAGGAGUCGGUGAGAAGAAAGAUCACAUGUAUCUCCAGCUCCAUCACCUCCCGGUGGAGACGAUUCGCUCGAGAUUGCCAGGAAUUUCGCACCUGGCGUGGGUCUUCGCAGGGGUUAAUUGUGAGAAAGAACCCAUUCCCAUCAUUCCCACGGUUCAUUACAACAUGGGGGGAAUACCGACCAACUGGCGAGGUCAAGUGAUAACCCGAAAAAACGAGGAGGACUGCCCUGUUGAUGGCCUCUGGGCUGCAGGUGAAGCCGCCUGUACCUCGGUACAUGGGGCCAACAGACUCGGGGCAAAUAGUCUUCUUGAGAUCGUUGUCUUUGGAAGAGCUGUUGCUGAGCACAUCACCGAGCUCAUCCAGCCGAGAAUGAAGCAUCCAGACAUCCCCCAAGGUCUGGGAGAAGAAACGAUGCAACGAUUUGACGCCACCCGUUAUGCGAAGGGUAAAACUUCGGUCGCAGAACUGCGGGAGGAAAUGCAGAGGACUAUGCAACGCUUCUGCGGGGUCUUCAGGACUUGUGCGAUAUUGCAGAGAGGCUGCAGGGAAAUGACGAGACUCUAUACGUGUAUUUUACCUGAUAUUAAGGUGCAAGACGACUCUCUAAUCUGGAACACAGAGUUGGUGGAGGCAUUGGAGCUCCAGAACAUGAUGCUGUACAACAUGCACACAGUAUUUGCAGCUGAAAAUCGUAAGGAGUCACGUGGAGCUCAUGCACGUGACGAUUAUCCAGAGCGAAUCGACGAGUACGACUACAAAAAACCGAUCGAGGAACAAGUCAGACGGCCGUUGAUGGAACACUGGAGGAAGCACACACUCACGUGGGCCCUGGAUGACGGCUCGGUAGGAAAAAAUAAUAGGAAGUCAUUGGAAUUGAAAAAAAAAUUUUAUACCUCGUUUGCAGAUGUGCAUUUCAUACCGCCCGGUCAUUGACACGACCCUAGAUGAAGAGGAGGCGAAGCACGUUCCCCCAGCGAUACGCGCAUAUUAAUUAAUUAUCUUAUUCAAACGAUAUGCGAACAGCAAAGCGAUUAUAUUCGAUGAUCGAGGAGCGGAUAAUGGAGUCAAUGGAAAUCGAGUCUAGCGUGACCCAGGGGUGCCUCAGUAUCAACUGAUUUAUAUCUCAAUUAUUUAUUGGAGCGCAUUAAUUAGAAGAUGGAAACUGCCAUCUUUUACUCGCUCAGAUAUUAUUAAUUUUUAAAGAAUAAAUUUUCAAAUCGUAGACAUUUAUUUUCGCACAACAAUAAUCUAUUUAUUUUAUUAGUGAUCAUCCGAAACCCAAGUUUCACGGUAAUUAUUUUUAAAAUGCCAAUUAAUUAACAAACAAAAAAAAUAUGAAGAACUGACAGCCGGUACCACACACCCUGGACCGAGUUAUCAACAACCCCACAAUUUUUCACGUGCCACCCAACAAUAAUUCAAUAGACAUAUGAUAAUUAAAAAUCGUCAAUUACCAAAAACCUCACCGAACAAAUGAAAGAUUAAUUAGAGAGUUAAAAAGAUGAAAUAAAUGUUCUUCUAAUGUCAAAGUUCAAUUUCUAUCAAACACCUGUGCUCUGCCAUUGUUGGGAGACCCGCGGACGAAUUCAAAAAAUAAAUAUUCGAACAUUGGCAGCACUGUCAAAGCAGUCGUUCUCCAACGGUACUCAACCAUUAUUACCUUGUCCCCCUGGUUCUACCGUGCGAUAAAUGCGCGAGUUGAAAACGUGGAUAUAAUACUUCGGCGAAGGUGCAUUGAAAAAGUAUCGGUGAAAUAGGGUUAGUCUGCGGAGAAGCCGCCAAUCCGUUGAAUCCCCUGCUGGUAAAUUCAAUACCACGGGAGGUGGUGCUUGUGAUUGACCAACGACAACACCAAACGUACCAGGAUGAGUGGAAUACUCAAGAUAUCGUGUCUACUUGCUAGACAACCGGCUCGAACAGUG
Diachasmimorpha longicaudata is the source of this 2963-nucleotide messenger RNA. RefSeq names its product succinate dehydrogenase [ubiquinone] flavoprotein subunit, mitochondrial-like. Gene Ontology annotation, biological process: tricarboxylic acid cycle; mitochondrial electron transport, succinate to ubiquinone. Bases 4 to 1974 code for a protein of 656 amino acids. Gene Ontology annotation, molecular function: flavin adenine dinucleotide binding; succinate dehydrogenase (quinone) activity; electron transfer activity. The record is from RefSeq and is a predicted model, not a curated record. NCBI's taxonomy places the organism in Eukaryota, Metazoa, Arthropoda, Insecta, Hymenoptera, Braconidae. The transcript has 7 exons.